This is a messenger RNA of Felis catus (domestic cat), 2634 nucleotides long. RefSeq names its product MOB kinase activator 2 (gene MOB2). The coding region runs from base 850 to 1860 and encodes 336 amino acids. Gene Ontology annotation, molecular function: protein kinase activator activity. NCBI's taxonomy places the organism in Eukaryota, Metazoa, Chordata, Mammalia, Carnivora, Felidae. The record is from RefSeq and is a predicted model, not a curated record. Gene Ontology annotation, biological process: positive regulation of protein phosphorylation; signal transduction. Gene Ontology annotation, cellular component: cytoplasm; nucleus. The transcript is spliced from 5 exons.
CAGCAGGGGUGCCGGGCUGUUCCCUUUGCUGCCUUCACAGCACGGAGCUCCUUCUGCUGUGGUUUUGACAGAGUGAUUCAUAACCUGUGGCUGCUCAGAGUCGUCUCACUGUUGCAGGGGGAGCUUACAGACAAGCCAGGGAGGAGGCUGGAGUAAUGCACGGGUGACAGACGAGAGUUGGAGGCAUCGGGAUGAACACGUGUGUAGCAUAAUACGCACACAGACGUGUGUAGGUGAGCACACACACUUUGCUCUGUCAGCAGAGAGGACCUAGGAUAGGAAAGGGCCACCCAAGAGCCAGAUCUCGGGCUUUUGUUUUCUCCAUUGGAAGGGACCAAGGCUUCUUGGAGAAAUGACCAGCUCUAACACAGGGCAGGGAAUAGAGAAAGAUGAGCUGGUUUCAGCUGCCCAGCCUGCUGGGGCCCCGACCGAGCAGAUGGCGUCAUCCCUUCGCGGGGGCUCCACCCCUCACCUGCCCGGGGCUGCGUGGCCGUCCUGUCGGCAUCCCUACCCUGGACAGACGGCAAAUGAGUGUGGUGCCUGAGGUCAUGCUGACUCCCAGGGUGGCAGUGGGGACGCCAUCCUGCCAGGGCAGGAGAGGCUUUUUUUGCCCUGCCUCACAGGUGACUGGAGCUCUGCUGGCGGUGUCCUCAGCUGUGCCCGGGCAGAGGUUGCCUUUCGCUGUCACUGAGCUGUCCUCUUGGUGGUUUUCGAGUUGCCACUGGGUUGAACUUGGACAGAUGAGAAGGUCGGCAGGGCCCUUUGUGGGAUGUGGCCUUGGUGGGCGGAGGGCAGAGCUGAGCCUGGGCGUAUGGGUACAGGGGCCUGGCAGACCUGUGGCUGUGCUCCAUGCUGGCUGGGGCUUGUCAGCGGGCACGGGGAAGGGCUGUCACUGUCACUGUGGUUGGAACUGAAACCAGGGUUGAGCAGAUGUUUGAUUUGUCAGUACUUUGUGGCCUCCUGCGUAUACAACAGCUACAGAGAAGUUCUUGGGCACACAGCUUCUUUCACCCUCCUAGGAAGGUGUUCUGGAUGUUUCUAUCCAGGUCUGCCCUCCAGGAGCAGCCUCUGCCCAGUGCGAGCUCGGUGCGUGCCCCGGAUGCCCUGGAAGCCAGCCAGCUUUAUCUUUCCAAGGCUGUGAAGUCUAAAGCAAAGCCCAAUGGAAAGAAACCUGCCGCGGAGGAGAAGAAGAUGUACCUGGAGCCGGAGUACGCCAAGUCCAGAAUCACUGACGUUGGGUUCAAGGAGCUGGUGGUGCUGCCCCGGGAGAUCGACCUCAACGAGUGGCUGGCCAGCAACACCACCACGUUUUUCCACCAUGUCAACCUGCAGUACAGCACCAUCUCUGAGUUUUGCACAGGAGAGGCAUGCCAGACGAUGGCCGUGUGCAACACACAGUACUACUGGUACGAUGAGCGGGGGAAGAAGGUCAAGUGCACCGCUCCCCAGUACGUCGACUUUGUCAUGAGCUCUGUGCAGAAGCUGGUGACUGAUGAGGACGUGUUCCCCACGAAAUACGGCAGGGAAUUCCCCAGCUCCUUCGAGUCUCUGGUGAAGAAGAUCUGCAAGUACCUGUUCCACGUGCUGGCGCACAUCUACUGGUCCCACUUCAAGGAGACCCUGGCCCUUGAGCUGCACGGACACUUGAACACACUCUACGUCCACUUCAUCCUCUUUGCCAGGGAGUUCAACCUGCUCGACCCCAAAGACACCGCCGUCAUGGACGACCUCACGGAGGUGCUGUGCAGCGGCGGCGGCGGCGGCGGCGGCGGCGGGGGCCGCGGCGGGGGCGGGGCCGGCGGCGGGGGCGGGGCCAGCGGCGGGGGCGCGGGGGCACAGAACCACGUGAAGGAGAGGUGAGCCCCCGGCCGGACAGGCGUGCACGUGUGCAGAGAGACGGUGGUCCGUGUGCCUGCGUGUGCGCGCACACGUCCCGGGCGCGCUCGGCGGGAGGUCUGAGAGGCUGACGCCGCCCCCCCUGCCCGGCCCCGGGCGCGCCGAGCACGGGCUCCCCGGACGCCGGCAGGCCGCGCGUCGGACUGGCCCCCGCCGGGGCUGUCCUGUUGGAUGGAUGAGUGCCGCUUGUCAAGAAGGACCCUCGGAUUUCAUUCGUUCGCUCGACAGCGUUUAUGGGACUGCCGGUCUGAGUUUCCUUCUCCUGUGGGGCUUUCCUUUCCUUGGUCUUCCGUGUGGCACCUGCCCCCGCCUCCCCUGAGGGCUCUGCUGUUUUGAGAGAAACACACCAGUGAGAGCCGGGGCUCCUUCCCAGGAGGGACUCUGGCUCGCUUUGGUUUGGCAUCAGGGUGGGGUUAUUCUAGAGAUUCCGCCCCAUCCCCCCCCCUCAGACCUCCCUCUUCCUGGCCUUGCUUGGAUCUUGGCUGUUGGCGGCUCAGAGCAGGUGGGGUAGGGUGGGCGUGGCCGGGGGUGCCCCACAGGGGCCCUGACCCUGUGGCCAUGUCCCCCUCUCUCCUGCCCCUGUUGCCCAGGAGGGCCCCUGGACUAGCUGGGCCUAGGACCGAGGUGCCUGGGCGGACAGACGGCCUGUGUGGAGAAGCGGCUGUUGGCGGAAGGCUGGGUGUCCCUGCUCCGCUCACCUGUUCGGUCGGUCGUAAUAAAAAGAAUUCUCUCAGGUCA